Molecule: messenger RNA, 2245 nt
Organism: Centropristis striata (black sea bass)
Lineage: Eukaryota; Metazoa; Chordata; Actinopteri; Perciformes; Serranidae
Product: alcohol dehydrogenase 1-like
Exons: 9
Coding region: 953-2086 (377 amino acids)
Biological process (GO): formaldehyde catabolic process
Cellular component (GO): cytosol
Molecular function (GO): S-(hydroxymethyl)glutathione dehydrogenase [NAD(P)+] activity; zinc ion binding
Source: RefSeq, a predicted model, not a curated record
CCUUUGCUUUGUGGACUGCCCAUUUGAAGCAUCGAGUUUGGCGUUACACUCGUCUGUAGUUUGACCUGACUGAGCGAAGUCGCUGCUAAUCCAUGUUAACAUUAACUGUAGCACAAACUAGGAUGUUUAUUUUGGCUAGCAAAAAAACAAAAACUAAAUGUUUGUUACUUACUUGAAAAAAUUUGGAGUGUAUGUUAGUACAACCAAAUGCUGAACAAGACAAUUUUAAAUGAACAAAAUGUUUCAAAAACUGUACUAAAAACAUAGUGUGAAAGGGUCAAAGUUAUGAGACGAAAACGGACAAAAACACGGACAAUGACAAACAACUUCAUUUCACAACACACAUUAACAAAGUGCCUUGGAUACGCUUUUUUUUUUCUUCUCUCCUGUUGACGGCUGGCCUUGUUAGCCACCUGUCAAUCAAAGGUAGCCACACCCAAAAUCAUAUGAUUCUUUAUCUUCUAUUUUCUUUUAAAUGGGGCCAUUAUUUAUAACAAUUAACAUCAUACUGUCUUGAAGAAAAGUUUUUACUAGCGAUUGAGUCCAUAGUGUUGUCCUUAAGGCACUUCCUGGUUUGCCUCAAUGCUCAGACCCGGAGGUUGCCGUCUGGGUGGGUACAAAGUCUUUAAUGUGACAAACUGGGUUAAACUGGGUAAACUCUAUACACUCCAUACAUCUAAUGCCCAGCCAUCUUAUCAGGCAUUUUUAUAUACAUUAUUUUAUGGUUCCUGAUAACUAGUGACUCAAAGUGUGAUGACCUGGGUUAAACAUUACACAGUUUCUACAUCUGAUGCCCAGUCAUCUUGUUACUAUAGUACAAGUUCAAAGUGUUCAGUUCACAGUGCCAAUCUUUUUUUCUAUAAAUGCUCUUCUUUGCAGUCUCUCCUCCUCACUCUCCGAUACUGCAGUUCUUUCUUUCACACUUCUCUUUUAGUCGUCUUUGCUGAAAAUAAUGGCCACAGCUGGAAAGGUAAUCAAGUGCAAGGCAGCAGUGGCCUGGGAGCCCAACAAGCCUUUGGUGAUUGAGGAGAUUGAGGUAGCCCCGCCCCAGGCCAACGAGGUCCGCAUCAAGAUUGUGGCAACCGGAGUGUGCCACACAGACCUCUAUCAUCUGUUCGAGGGUAUGCCCAAAGAUGGCUUCCCAAUAGUCCUCGGCCAUGAGGGAGCUGGCAUCGUAGAGAGUGUUGGGCCUGGGGUCACUGAGUUUCAACCAGGAGACAAGGUGAUUCCUCUCGUUAUCUCCCAGUGUAGAGAAUGUCGCUUCUGUCAAAAUGCCAUGACCAAUUAUUGUGAGAAAGGAUGGGUUGCCGAUCGAAUUCAUGAGAUGGCAUUAACUGACUCCAGGUUAACCUGUAAGGGAAAAAAGGUGCUGCAGUUUAUUGAAACCAGUACCUUCUCCGAGUACACUGUUAUCCAUCAGAGGGCUGUGGCUAAGAUUGACCCUGCUGCCCCUCUGGACAAAGUAUGUCUUCUUGCCUGUGGUGUCAGCACAGGAUAUGGAGCAGCAGUUAAUUCUGCUAAGGUGGAACCAGGCUCCACAUGUGCUGUGUUCGGCCUUGGAGCUGUGGGUUUGGCUGCAGUCAUGGGCUGCAAGGCUGCAGGAGCCAAGAGAAUUAUCGCUGUUGACAUCAAUCCUGAGAAGUUUGAGAAGGCAAAGGUGUUUGGUGCAACUGAAUUUGUGAAUCCUAAGGAUCACAGUAAACCCAUCAGUGAAGUGCUGUCUGAGAUGACCAAUGGAGGAGUGGAUUUCUCCCUGGAAUGUGUCGGAAAUGUGGAAGUCAUGCGCAAUGCCUUGGAGUCUUGUGUGAAAGGUUGGGGUGUCAGCGUGAUCGUUGGUGUGGCAGACCUGAACUUUUCUGUCCAUCCCUUUCAGCUCAUUCUUGGGCGCACAUGGAAGGGCUCCCUGUUCGGAGGAUUUAAGAGUAAGGAUGGGGUCCCUCAGAUGGUUAAAGCUUACCUGGACAAGAAGUUGAAGCUGGAUGAGUUCAUCACUCACAACAUGACUUUGGACCAAAUCAAUGAUGCCAUUGAACUGAUGAAGCAUGGCAAAUGCAUCCGGGCAGUCCUGAAUGUUUCUCCACAAUAACACUCACUCUGCCCUUUGAGAAAUCUCACGAAUACCUAGGCUUAGAAUGAAAUUUUAAGUCAGCUUACGUUUAAGCUCUUGUAAGUUAGUAGUUAUCCAGGUUGUAUUGAAACUUACUUACAAUUUCACAAAUAAAUGUUCUCUUUAAAAUAAUGUGUG